AUGUAUAAUGAUGCUGAUCCAUAUGCCUAUGAUCCUAAUAAGGUUCAGAAAGAUGAGGAAGACAUGCCAUUAGGGAGUAGUAGUGUAGAGAACGUCGCGUCGAAGAGUUUGGUUACCAAGUUGGGGAUGAAGACAGAAAAGGCAUCCCUCUCUUAUGAUGCAGAUGUUACCCAUAGGUGUAAGGAUAAUGUGUAUGUGUUCUUUAAGAAUGGUAGAAAAAUUUUCCUUGGUCCUAUUAAGGGAGGUAGUAUACCCAAAGUUUCUAAAGUAGAGGGGAAGCCAUCACUUCUCAUAGUCAAUAAUGAGGAUGAGUUUGAUAGGGAGUGUAAAGAGCUGAAACAGGUUUAUGUAGUAGUGGUGACGGAUGGAGAGCUAAAGAAGGUUGUUAAGAUACUUGAGGCAAUUCAACCAUUGAUUAACGAGUUUGAACAAUUGUUUCCAGAGGAGCUUCCUACAGGUUUACCACCAAUGCACAACAUCCAGCAUUGCAUUGAUUUAGCUUCGAGAGCUAGUCUAUCAAAUCUGCCACAUUACAGAAUGAAUCCUCAAGAGGGUCAAAUUCUACAAGGACAGGUGGAUGAGCUUCUGAGCAAGGGGUAG
This is a messenger RNA of Quercus lobata, 600 nucleotides long. RefSeq lists its product as uncharacterized. The record is from RefSeq and is a predicted model, not a curated record. The transcript is spliced from 3 exons. Lineage: Eukaryota; Viridiplantae; Streptophyta; Magnoliopsida; Fagales; Fagaceae. The coding region runs from base 1 to 600 and encodes 199 amino acids.